AUGAUGAAUUCCUGGGGAUCAGGUUUCUCCACAGACCAGGUCUUUCUAGUCAUCUUCUUUCGGAGCACCUUGGACGACUCGAAGCUGAUCAUUGACGACUCCACGGCAUCCCGCUAUUUCGGUGUGACUCUGAUGAUCUUCCUGGGCUUCGGAUACCUCAGGGCUUUCCUGAAGGCCUAUGGCUUAGGGGCUAUUGGCUUCACGAUGUUGAUUGCGUCUCUGGGAAUGCAAUGGUCCAUGAUUCUGGAAUCUUUGGCACGGAAGGCGGAGCUGAAAGUGGACUCUAGCGCCCUGUUGCAUGCGGACUUGGGUGUUGCUGCUGUCCUUGUCUCCUUCGGGGCCGUGAUUGGCAGGAUCAGUCCCACACAGAUCGUGAUGUUGGUGUUGCUGGAGCUUCCCGUCUACACCAUCAACAAGGUCUUUCUGAUUCACCAGUUUGACACCUCAAAACAUGUCCGCGAUGGAGGUAGCACCAUCGUGGUCCAUGUCUUUGGGGCCUAUUUCGGCUUGGCGGCUGCUACAGUGCUGGGGCCAGCUGUGAAGGUCGGACAUCUUCUCGUUGAUUGGUACGAUGUUCCUGUGGAUGUUGCUUGGAAGACGGACUACGUGGGUCCAAUGUCAUGGUGCCUGGCCUUAGCUUGGCACAUUUCAAAAGCCACACCAUUCUUUUUCUUGGGUGAGCUCUAG
This is a messenger RNA of Cladocopium goreaui, 687 nucleotides long. The record is from the annotation of a GenBank genome assembly. Lineage: Eukaryota; Dinophyceae; Suessiales; Symbiodiniaceae.